This is a messenger RNA of Cygnus atratus (black swan), 3674 nucleotides long. It is a transcript of the gene CSTPP1, whose product is annotated as centriolar satellite-associated tubulin polyglutamylase complex regulator 1. The coding region runs from base 181 to 1113 and encodes 310 amino acids. The transcript is spliced from 10 exons. The record is from RefSeq and is a predicted model, not a curated record. Lineage: Eukaryota; Metazoa; Chordata; Aves; Anseriformes; Anatidae.
UGCCGGGGCCCGAGUACCUGGCUCAACAGUUUUGCAAUGAAGAGGUGGUGAUUCCUAGCAGCUGUACCGUGUCUUACAGGAGGUGGUUGCUGGAGGGACUUGAGCAGUGAAGUCGGUCUGUGUGUGGUCUGAGGAUGUGUGUGCAAACUGAAAGAGGCUCAAAGACAUGUCCUCACGUACAUGGAGGAUGCAGUGAGCCAGCUGUUGGAGAACAGAGAAGAUAUUAGUCAGUAUGGCAUUGCCAGGUUCUUCACUGAAUAUUUUAACAGUGUGCGUCAAGGAACACACAUUUUGUUCCGUGAGUUCAGCUUUGUCCAAGCUACCCCUCAUAACAGAGCAUCUUUUCUUCGGACCUUCUGGAGAUGUUUCCGAACAGUGGGGAAAAACGGAGAUUUGCUGACAGCACAGGAAUACCACUGCCUGCUGCAGCUGCUCUGCCCUGACUUUCCAAUGGAACUCACUCAGAAAGCAGCAAGGAUUGUGCUGAUGGAUGAUGCUAUGGAUUGCCUGAUGUCUUUUUCUGAUUUCCUCUUUGCUUUCCAGAUCCAGUUCUACUACUCAGAGUUCCUGGAAAGUGUUGCUGCCAUUUAUCAAGAUCUAUUGGCUGGUAAGAAUCCAAAUACUGUGAUCGUGCCAACAUCAUCCUCUGGGCAGCAUCGGCAGCGACAACCCCCAAAUGACUGCAACCCACUCGAUGGGGUAGAGGCUUCUCUCUUCUGCCAGUGCCUAGAGUCCUUGUGUGACAGAUCAAAAUACAGCUGUCCACCUUGUGCUCUUGUGAAGGAAAUGCUGAGUACUGCACAGAGACUGACCUUCUAUGGAUUCCUUUUGGCACUUGCAAAGGACCAAGGGAUCAACAGAGCCCUAGGGGCUUUGCCAGAUAAAGGAGAUUUGUUUCUGGACCCUGCCAUGGAUCAGGAACUUGAGAAAUUGAUAGCUCAGGUUUCAGGGCUUGCCAUCUCUGCUCCUACCAGCUCCAGCGGGGACGCCGCUAAUUUGCCUGUCCGUCACUCACCCAGGAUUAACUCUCCCUGGAAACCUCUCCACCAUCGCCGAAAAAUGGAUGCUGAGAGUGAAGGCUCCAACGAAGAGACAGACUCCUCUGAAAACUGAAGGUUGUGAGGGUGGGCACUGGUCCCAUCUUUGGUUUGUCCAGAACUCACUGGAGGUACAGCACCUCCUCCCAGAGCAUCUGCUCUGGCCCUGGGUUAUGUCCACAUCACCAGUAUGUGCAUGGCUGUGCCAGUCCCCGUUGCCAAGUCCACCUGUCCUUUCCCAGCAAGAGCGCUGCUUUUUUUCCUAGAUCCAAAUUUGUGCCGGAGUAGCUGUUUCCAGCUGCAGAGUUCUGCUGCCAUCUGCUGGCACGUAAGAAGACAAACCAGCAGCUGCUAGAGCUGCCCGUACUUGGAAAUAGCCCGGUGUUCUCUCAACCAGGGCUCUCCCAGUUCAGCAGGUGCUGGAGCAGUGGCAGCGCUAGCGCAGGCUGGGUGCCAGUGUUUUGUUGUGUAGCUGUGUUCAGACUUGGCCUAGACAAUAGAGUGGUUAAAUCGCCAGCGGCAGCUUUGCAUUCAUGCUCCAUUGUAAUUAUUCCCAGUAAAGCUGCACCUGCAUGUGAUCAAAGGUAGAGAAAUUCCUCAAGUUCCUCGAAUAGAAGGGCUUAGGUAUUGCCUUGCCACCUGUCACAGCUUCCUCCUCCAUGAGUCUAAGACAAGCCAGAGCAAAUAAUAAGCUAGAUUUCAGUAAGUACUGCACGGUGCUUUGCAGCUCCUCCCUUCUGUGAGGCCUCCCACUGCCUCCAACAGCACGUUAAGCUCAUUUGCUGAAAGCAGACUUUGGAGAGGGGGGUGGAACAGAGAGAUGAAAAGUCUUCAGAUUGUUUGGUCACAGGUGGUGGUAUGGCCUGCAAACAUGGAGAGUAUCUGCUGGGGUUUGGUGGGCAGAAGCACUGGGGGAGAAGGAGGCAGUUUUCAGGUGAGGCCCAGGUACCUUUUGUAAAUAUUGGCAUUGUUGUAGCACCAUGGUGUGGCCUGUGCAGCUACAAAACGACGUACAGCCUCAAUGGUAACUAACUCCGCAGCUUGGCCUCCACAGCCCUGAAGAGCUGACUAGCCACACGCCUCUGUCACAGCUUGCAUGGACUAGUUAUUUCCUGAGACACGCCAAUUUCUCAUGAGCCUUUGGGAGCCUCCUUGCUCUCCCCUUCCCUAAAACACUGCACCAUGUGGGCUACUAAGAUCUGUUAACCCAAAGCUUAGCGCUGCCCUAAGCUGAGCGGAUUCAGCACAUGCUGGAACUAUUUAAAGAGUAAUCCCUUAACUACUGCUGACCUGGCUGUAGAGGUAGGGGGAGGUAUUAUUUAUUGAUUGUAAGUUAUCAGCAUGCUCUUCAACUGCACGUUCUCUCCCACCCAGCAGUGGGUAACGACCGAAGCCAGGGAAUAAAGCAUGCAGUGCAAGGCCUGGGGCCAAGCCUGAGAAACUCUGGUCUGUGCCCCGCUCCCGGGCCCCAGUGGCCUCUGGUGGGGCCCCACCACACUGACCCCGCCCGGGUGGGGCCCGCUGCCACCCCCAGCACAAAUGGCACCGUGCCCGCACCGCCCGCGCAAGCACAUUCACCCUCAGCCACUUCCACCCCCGCCACAGCCCUGGGGGCACCACAGCCCCUUUGGCUGCCGCCACGCAGCCCCCGAUGGACCAGGGGGGUCCGUGCACGUCUGGCAUAAGGUGGGGGCCCAGCCCUGGAGGGGGCGUUUGCUGACAGGAACCCACGGAAUUGAAUUGUUUUGCUCAUCCAGUUAUUUUGCAAUAGUUGCAAAAUAAGCACAGGGGGAAAGAAAAAGAAAGGCCUAUCUGAUCCUCAACUGCAUAAAGAAAAUGGAAAACAGCUCUUGUUGAAACCACACUCAGAAGCAAAGAGCCCACCUGAGUAGGACUAAGGUUACAGUCCUCAUGGGGACAGCCUCCCUCACCCCCGUCCCACUUAAGCCAGGGUUUCAGGACCUUCCCCUCUAUCCAAGUCUGGAUGGAAGAUAGGGCAGGGCAACACAAUAACCAAGGGUCCAGCAAAUAUCUUUAUAGUACUUCAUGGCCUGGGCCUUUUUUUGCUCAUGAUGUGAUUCAAAGCUAAAAAAAAUAAUCUUUGCUUGAUUUGUUCUCCCGCAUCAAUAUAUGCCGGUUUACAAGACAAUAAAAAGGAUAAUCCCAUGGUAAAAGGCAGACCCUGCAAAUACAGAGGAAUUGUGACACCAUGGCUUACCAUGCACACUAGAACCUUGCAGCUGAAAAUGCCUUACCCAUGCUGUUAACUGCUGCAGCAGCCUGCUUGGGAUCAGGCAGUAAGAGCACUGAGCAGAACAGAAAGCCACAGUCACAUCCGUGGGGACCAGGUAACAUCAUGUUCAGAAAAACAGCAUUCCCAUUUCCUCUGUCACGUGGUCAGCUAAGGGAUGGGCCAAGAAGGAUAGGAGCACUGACGAGGGCAGUCACAGGAAUUCCCACAUCUUUCACAGCAGUGAGGUUAUCCCCAUCUCCACUGGCUAGUAGAUAGCAGUGGGUCUGAGGGCACAUCGAAUUUUAAUGCAGAGUGGAAUCCAGAUAUUUGGAAAGCAUCCUGGGCACAGACAUGUCCUGCCCCCUUCUGCUUUCCUUCUCCCUUCCCCACCCACCCCAGACAAA